Pseudo-nitzschia multistriata is the source of this 3045-nucleotide messenger RNA. Lineage: Eukaryota; Bacillariophyta; Bacillariophyceae; Bacillariales; Bacillariaceae. The record is from the annotation of a GenBank genome assembly.
ACUGAAAGAGUCUCACAGAAAACAUCCAUCAAUUGAUCGAAGCACUACCUUAUACCACUCAUCGUCAGCAAACACUAGAAUUCUUCGGGUAUAACGACGGCGUUAUGGGUUCCACAGAACAACGCCUAAUUUUCGAAUCCUUCUUCUUCGGCAGACGACAAUCAUUGACUGUCGUUUUAUUGCUUCUAUCCUUGUCUGGGAACAUGACCUCGACUCUUGCUUUCUUCUCUCGGUCCUUUUCGAAGAGUAGAGCUCUAAAACCGAGAUGUAUUUCUGCGAAAGCUGCUGCUAUGUCUGCUGAUUAUGAUGUCAUUGUUGUCGGCGGAGGGCAUGCGGGUUGUGACGCUGCUGCAGCUGCUGCCAGAACCGGCGCCAGGACUGCCCUGGUGACACAAAGGCUCGAUACAGUCGGCGAGCUCAGUUGCAACCCAUCCAUCGGAGGAAUUGGCAAGGGUCAUUUAGUCCGUGAAAUUGAUGCACUGGACGGGUUAAUUGGAAAAGUUGCCGACGAAGCUGGUAUACAUUAUCGUGUUUUGAAUCGACGAAAGGGACCUGCCGUAAGGGGGCCACGGUACGUUCAAAAGAUGGAAACUUGUCCUGAUGAUAUAUUUUAAUUCAUUUGUUUAAAUGGAAUCUCAAAUGUCGGUUAACGUAUAUCAUUGCAUCAAGCUUAAAACUGAUAUCACCUCAUUUCUAUGAUAAAUCUGAUCUCAUGCAACAUCUUCAGAGCACAAAUGGACAGAGAUUUAUACAAAGCUAGUAUGCAACAAACGCUCAAAGAAUACCCUAACUUAGACUUAAUUGAGGCUAGCGUCGAAGAUCUUUUGAUAGAGGAACCUUCCAAUCUGAUUCAUAUUAACAGCAACAGCAAGCCUCAAAUUCGUGGUGUAUUGACGGAACAAAAUGGGGUGAAAGGGGAACUGACAUCGAAUGCAGUUGUGAUCACUACUGGAACUUUUCUAAGAGGAGGUAUGCAUGGAAAUCUGAAUGAAAUGUACCAUGGACAAAAUCUUCAUUAGGCUCUUCCAUUCUGCUUGGAAUCUCCUCUGGUAUUCACAAUUUUUUUCACUCCUUCAUUCUUUAAAAUCAUCACAUAUGCAUUAAGUAUUGAUGCUGGGUCACGAUAGGUACAGUGGUGGGCGUCAUCUGCGUGAUUCUGAAAAAGUGGAGCCGCCAUCAAUUGGCUUGGCGAAAACGUUGGCUCGAUACGAGUUUGAGUUAGGAAGGUUGAAGACGGGCACUCCAGCGAGAAUCGAUGGUAAAACUAUUGAUUGGGAUAUUCUUUUACCUCAACCAUCUGAAAUACCUGCUACUCCAUUCUCACAUCUACUUCAAUUUAAUGACGAACAGCCUCCUUUGGUUGAUCAAGGAAAAGUUGUUACUUGCCGCCAAACAGCUACCAAUGAAGAAACACACAAACUGGUAAUGAAAUAUGAGAGUACAUUACCUAUCUACGAUGGGAUGGAUGGCGCAGGUAAUGGCCCCCGAUACUGUCCCUCCCUCUACAAAAAGGUCCAGAGAUUCCCGGAUCGAAAUUCUCAUAAUUGCUUUCUUGAACCAGAGGGUUUGAACACUGAUAUUGUGUAUCCCAAUGGUAUGAGUGGACCAUAUCCGGAAGAAGUCCAAUUAAAGAUUUUGAGAUCUAUGAAAGGCUUAGAAAAUGUGGAAAUCAUUCGUCCUGGUUAUGACGUAGAGUAUGAUUUUGUCAACCCAAUUUCAUUAUCGCAUACAUUGGAAACGGAAAGAAUCACGGGUUUAUAUCUAGCAGGUCAAAUCUGUGGUACGACAGGUUAUGAAGAAGCUGCGGCACAGGGUGUCGUGGCAGGUGCCAAUGCUGGCAGAGUAGCGUCAGCAACUUCAGCCGGUUUAUCGACGCCAAAACCUUUUAUUAUUGGUAGAGACGAAGGGUACAUAGGUGUGUUGAUUGAUGAUUUGGUUACGCGGGGCACCUCAGAACCAUAUCGAAUGUUUACAUCACGAGCAGAAUAUCGUAUUUCUCUUCGCGCAGAUAACGCUGAUCUGAGGUUGACUAAGAAAGGUAAAGAUUUUGGCCUUGUACGAGACGAAGAGCGCAUCUCUGCACUGGAAGCUAGAGGAUACCUUAUUGAUGACAGAGUUCAAAAACUGCGUUCUUUCGAUUUGAAAGUAACAGAAUGGGCAGAACGCGGUGGAACGGAAUUGAUGGGAGGUUCACGAAUGGGUAAAAAGACAGGAAACAAAAAAAGUGCAGAGGAAGUUUUGCAAAUGCCGCAUGUCACUCUUCGUAAUGUAGAGGACAUAAUGAUUGCCGUGGAUCGCGAGAGCCGCAAGAAAAAUGUUUCCGACAACGACGAAGUCACUGAAUCGUUCGAAUUGACUUGCUCUCCAGCUUCAGUUUAUGAUUCCGUAGAAGCAAUAGUGAAGUACAGGUCUUACGUAGAUCGCCAACAUCAGGAUAUGGAAAGCUGGCGGAAAGCGCAAGGGAUGAGAAUACCACCAGACAUUGUUUAUGAACACGACUUAUUCCCAUCGUUUUCUAAGGAAGAACUAGAGAAGCUAGCUGAAGCACGCCCUGAUACUUUUGCUGAAGCUUCGAAAAUUAGUGGAGUCACUCCUCAGAGUUUGGUAUACCUCUACCAUCAUGUCACCAGAAGGAACCGCAAACGAGAUCGGCGAGAAAAAGCAACAGCAAGAAAAGUCUGAAGCACUGAAUCUUUGGAAGUCGAAAUUCUAAUCGUUAGAUUUCUUUUUUGUCGUGCAAGAAACCUUUUCCCAAUUUUUGAAUUACGAUACUAUUAAAGAAGAGUGAAUACGCACAGUAUACUAGAUAAAAGAUAUUGAAUGCUUUCUUAGUUCCAGAACCCUUGUGCAGCGAAGGGAACUAAUUUUCCGACCUACACGUGACAACUUAACCAUGCAUCUCAAAACAUUGAUGGUAGAUGCUUCUUAGCUAGAUCUUUGUGUGAUGUGUUCUUAAGCCCUUUCAACAGAGUCAAUUCGUCGAUGGCAAGUGAAGUCAACGGCCAAGCCCCACCACUUCCGCCAUGAGACUGUCGAAACGUUCUG